UGCCCCACGACUGAGGAUUCUGGUUGCCCGCCCCAUAGCGGGCAGCGCAGCGGGGAGCAACCACAUCUCCCAUCAGCCCCAGCUAAGCGCUCCCAUUGGCCAGAGGCCAUCGGGUGGAGGCUCCCAUUGGCUAGCGGCCAGAAUGCUUCCAUUGGUCAAAGGCCCAGCCGGCGGAGACUCCCAUUGGCCGAGAGCUGCGGCCCGCUGCACGGCCUCCUGGGAGUUGUAGUCGCCGCGUCGCCGGUGCGGCCGCCAUUGUCCAGCGUUCGGCGAGUCGGGUGGUCCCUUUGGCUGUAGUGGUCCUGUGGUCUGGGGAUCACCUCAGGCGCCAUUCUACACUGGUCGAUCCAGGAUGGACCCUGAGGACGAAGCGGCAGCGGCGGUGAUGUGUGUGGGGCCGCCGGCGGCCCGGCUUCAGGAACCGGUGACCUUCCGGGAUGUGGCUGUGGACUUUACCCAGGAGGAGUGGGGGCAGCUGGACCCUACCCAGAGAAUCCUUUACCGUGAUGUGAUGCUGGAGACCUUUGGGCACCUGCUCUCCAUAGGUCCUGAGCUUCCGAAGCCUGAAGUCAUCUCCCACCUGGAGCAAGGGACUGAACCAUGGGUGACAGAGAGAGGAAUCACCCAGGGCUACUAUCCAGGCUGCGAGCCUCGAUCUGAAGGCCAAGCAUCAGGCAAGGAACAGGGCCUUCCUGAAGAGGAGCCUUCCCCAGUCACAGGAAGGGAGGGAUUCCCAAGAGGUGCUCCUUAUCCCACCACGUUAGGGAAAGGCUGGGAGUGUCAGAGCCAGGGCUCGGCACUCAAGGACCAGAAUAACUUGAAGCAGUUAGAAUUUGGCCUCAAAGAAGCACCAGUUCAAGAUCAAGGCUACAAAACUCUCAGACUUGGGGAAAACUGUUCCCUGAGUUCCAACCCAAAUCCAUUCCCGGAGAUCUCUAGAGGAGAAUAUUUCUAUACUUAUGACUCACAGAUUACAGACUCAGAACAUGACUCAAGCCUAUUUAAUCAGCAGACAGGCUCCCCGGAAAAACAGCCCAGUGAAAACAGUGACUGUCACAAAGCUUCCAGUCAGGCCAUUACAGUUACAGAACUCACAAAAAGCCAGGUGCAGGACAAACCCUACAAAUGUACUGACUGUGGGAAGUCAUUUAACCAUAAUGCACACCUCACGGUGCACAAGAGAAUUCAUACGGGAGAAAGACCUUACAUGUGCAAAGAGUGUGGGAAAGCUUUCAGCCAGAACUCCUCCCUGGUUCAGCAUGAGCGAAUCCACACUGGAGACAAGCCCUACAAGUGCGCCGAAUGUGGGAAGUCUUUCUGCCAUAGUACACACCUUACCGUCCAUCGGAGGAUUCACACUGGGGAGAAGCCUUAUGAGUGUCAGGACUGUGGGAGGGCCUUCAACCAGAACUCAUCCCUGGGUCGGCACAAGAGGACACACACCGGGGAGAAGCCGUACACCUGCAGUGUGUGUGGGAAAUCCUUCUCUCGGACCACUUGCCUUUUCCUGCACCUCAGAACUCACACCGAGGAGAGGCCCUAUGAGUGUAACCACUGCGGGAAGGGCUUCAGGCACAGCUCAUCCCUGGCCCAGCACCAGCGGAAGCACGCUGGGGAGAAGCCCUUUGAGUGCCGCCAGAGGCUGAUCUUUGAGCAGACGCCAGCUCUAACAAAGCAGGAAUGGGCAGAAGCCCUGGGCUGUGACCCACCUUUGAGUCAAGAUGACAGGACUCACCGGAGCGACAGACCCUUCAAAUGUAAUCAGUGUGGGAAAUGUUUCAUUCAGAGCUCUCACCUCAUCCGGCACCAGAUAACUCACACCAGAGAGCAGCAGCCCCAUGGGCGAAACCGGCGGCGUGAACAGUCCUCGAGCAGGAGCUCACACCUGGUUCAGCAUCAGCACUCAAACUCCAGAAAGAGCUCUGCAGGUGGAGCAAAGGCAGGGCAGCCAGAAAGCAGAGCCCUGGCUCUGUUUGACAUCCAAAAAAUCAUGCAAGAGAAAAACUCUGUGCACGUUAUUGGGGUGGAGGAGCCUUCUGUGGGUGCGUCCAUGGUAUUUGACAUCAGAGAAUCCACAUAGGAGAGAAACUUUGCUGAUGACUUUUAACCACAGGUACAAAAAUGUAAGUCUACAUAGUGUACUCAUGGAAAGAGGGGCUGGGGGUAGUCAUUGGUGACUUCCGACUUCCUAAGGAAAUGAUGCUUCCCAAGCACCUGAGAUUGGUUGGUUCCAAAUCUAUCAAACUCAGUGCCCUCUUGAACAACAUAUUUUGCAACAUAACGUCCAUUACACCACAGUGAGUUCACAGGUAAUGUCACCUACCCACAUGUGUAAUGUCAAAAAAAUCAAUAUGCAGCCCCAUUUUGUAAAGGAUCAUUAAAAUGAAAGUAAUUUAUCGUAGAGUAAA
This is a messenger RNA of Cebus imitator (Panamanian white-faced capuchin), 2408 nucleotides long. RefSeq names its product zinc finger protein 8 (gene ZNF8). Gene Ontology annotation, cellular component: nucleus. The record is from RefSeq and is a predicted model, not a curated record. The coding region runs from base 353 to 2080 and encodes 575 amino acids. Gene Ontology annotation, biological process: regulation of transcription by RNA polymerase II. The transcript has 4 exons. Lineage: Eukaryota; Metazoa; Chordata; Mammalia; Primates; Cebidae. Gene Ontology annotation, molecular function: DNA-binding transcription activator activity, RNA polymerase II-specific; RNA polymerase II cis-regulatory region sequence-specific DNA binding.